GUAAUCACAACUAUUAUAUUCAAUGUCAACAGCUACUUGACUUUGUAAGGUUCUUCAGCGCUGUAUUAUUCCUAUUCUAAAUUUGAUUGUAUGCCCGAUUGCCGCGCGGGAACAGUCGCAUGUCAAUUGUUGGCGGGAACGCGUUGUUUUUUUUAAUUUUUCUUUUACAAGUGAUAGUGAAGUGAUGUGCCUUUCGGAUUUUUGAUGUUAACGAUUGCGUUCUUCAUAGUAACCGUUGUUUUUGGUUAUUUUUUACGACGAAUUUUGAAUAAAACAACGGAUUUAGUUGAAAGUCAGAAGAUGAGCGACCAGGAGCAGGCUAGGUGCUCCUCAAGUGAGAGCGACAAUUUCGAGAAAAUCGACUCUGAAGACCUGCCUGAACAGAAUGGCAAGCCAGGGUUCACUGUGGGCGAGGACGAAGACGAGGGCCCGGCGCAUGAAGGCGGGGAUUUCUUCCCCAACGCCCCCCCUCCUAAUCUGAAGCCGAAGCUGACCAUAGCCCAGCAGCUCGCGUUGGCAGAGAAGCGGAGUAAACUCAAGCCGUCUAUGUCCCAGGGCACGGUGAUCCACAGCCAAAGGUUCCAGGAGAAAGAUUUCACAGUCGCCACUCCCGAGGAGUUUGUCAAGCGGUUCCAGGGCACGAAGGCUAUUAAUAAGGUCCUAAUAGCGAACAACGGAAUCGGAGCAGUAAAAUGCAUGCGCUCGAUCCGAAGAUGGUCGUACGAAAUGUUCAAGAACGAACGGGCAGUCCGGUUCGUCGUUAUGGUGACCCCCGAAGACUUGAAAGCGAACGCGGAAUACAUCAAAAUGGCGGACCACUACGUGCCUGUACCCGGCGGCUCCAACAACAACAACUACGCUAACGUCGAGCUCAUCGUCGAUAUAGCUAUCAGAACACAAGUGCAGGCUGUAUGGGCAGGCUGGGGCCACGCCUCAGAGAACCCGAAACUGCCUGAGAUGCUGCAUCGUGCCGGCGUCGUAUUCAUCGGUCCCCCCGAAAAAGCCAUGUGGGCACUGGGAGACAAGAUAGCGUCAUCCAUCGUGGCCCAGACGGCGGAUAUACCGACGCUACCUUGGAGCGGGAGCGACCUCAAAGCGGAAUACAACAGUAAGAAGAUCAAGAUCUCAUCGGAGCUGUUCGCGCGCGGCUGCGUCACCACCUCGGAGCAGGGUCUCGCCGCCGCGCACAAGAUAGGGUUCCCCGUCAUGAUUAAAGCCUCCGAAGGUGGCGGCGGCAAGGGCAUCAGGAAAGUGGAGAAUGCUGAUGACUUCCCCACCAUGUUCCGACAGGUGCAAGCCGAGGUGCCCGGCUCUCCGAUCUUUGUGAUGAAGCUAGCCAAAUCUGCUCGUCAUUUGGAAGUACAACUCAUUGCUGACCAGUACGGUAACGCCAUCUCCCUGUUCGGACGCGACUGCUCGAUCCAGCGUCGGCACCAGAAGAUCAUCGAGGAAGCCCCCGCGGCCAUCGCUAGACCCGACGUCUUUAUUGAGAUGGAAAAGGCCGCAGUCCGUCUAGCCAAAAUGGUGGGCUACGUGUCCGCCGGCACAGUGGAAUACCUGUACGAGCCCGCCACCGGCCAGUACUACUUCCUGGAGCUGAACCCUCGGCUGCAGGUGGAGCACCCGUGCACGGAGAUGGUCGCCGACGUCAACUUGCCCGCUGCACAGUUGCAGAUCGCCAUGGGUCUCCCACUGUACCAUAUAAAGGACAUCCGCCUGCUGUACGGCGAGGGACCCUGGGGUCUGUCGGCCAUCGAGCUAGACGAGCCUAAGCAGCGCCCCUCGCCCUGGGGUCACGUCAUCGCCGCCCGUAUCACUUCUGAGAACCCUGAUGAAGGUUUCAAACCGUCAUCCGGUACGGUGCAAGAGCUCAACUUCCGCUCAUCGAAGAACGUGUGGGGCUACUUCAGUGUUGCGGCCUCUGGAGGCCUACACGAGUUCGCGGAUUCGCAGUUCGGACACUGCUUCUCGUGGGGCGAGACUAGAGAACAGGCUAGAGAAAACCUCGUAAUAGCUCUCAAAGAGCUCAGUAUCCGAGGCGACUUCAGAACGACUGUGGAAUACCUCAUUACGUUGUUGGAGACGCCCGCCUUCCAGAACAACGACAUCGACACCAGUUGGCUGGACGCUCUCAUCGCUGAAAGGGUACAAUCAGAGAAGCCGGACAUUAUGCUGGGCGUGAUCUGCGGCUCCAUCCUCAUCGCUGAUAGCAUCAUCACCACUCACUUCCAGGACUUCAAGAGUGGCCUCGAGAAAGGUCAAAUCCAAGGCUCCAGCCAGCUCUCGAACUGCGUUGAAGUGGAACUGAUUCACACCGGCAGCAAGUACCGAGUGCAGGCCUGCAAGUCGGGACCUACCACAUACUUCAUAGCCAUGAACGGGAGCUUCAAGGAAUUGGAGGUGCACAAGCUGACCGACGGCGGCACUUUACUCUCCGUGGACGGCGCGUCCUACACCACAUACCUAAAAGACGAAGUGGACAAAUACCGCAUCGUCAUCGGCAACCAGACUGUAGUGUUUGAGAAAGAAAAGGACCCGUCGAAGCUGAGGUCCCUUUCUGCGGGAAAGCUCAUCAAUUGUCUUAUUGAGGAUGGCGGACAUGUGGAUAAAGGACAGCCUUAUGCCGAGAUUGAGGUGAUGAAAAUGGUGAUGACCCUCUCGGCGCCCGAGGCUGGCAAGGUCACGUGGAACCUCAGGCCUGGCGCUGUCUUAGAAAUGGGCUCCUUGAUAGGAACUCUGGAGCUGGACGACCCAUCACUAGUUACCACAGCAACGCCAUAUAAGGGACAGUUCAUCCAUGAAGAGAAUCCCAAUCUGUCUGAGAAGCUCAGCCAACAACAUAACAAGUACAGGGCCAUAUUGGAGAACAUUCUUGCUGGCUACUGUUUGCCGGAGCCGUACAACACGCCGCGCUCACGUGAGGUCGUCGAGAAGUUCAUGCAGAGUCUCAGGGACCCGUCGCUGCCUCUACAAGAGCUCCAGGAGGUCCUAUCCUCUGCGUCAGGCCGUAUCCCUCUCGCGGUAGAGAAGAAAGUCCGCAAACUGAUGACGUUAUAUGAGAGGAACAUCACCAGUGUGCUAGCGCAGUUCCCUAGCCAGCAGAUCGCUAGUGUUAUAGACCACCACGCCGCUUCUCUGCCUAAGCGGGCGGACCGAGACGUGUUCUUCAUGAGCACACAGGCCUUAGUUCUCUUGGUUCAGAGAUACAGGAAUGGCAUUCGAGGCAGAAUGAAGGCCGCCGUCUACGACUUAUUGAAACAAUAUUACCAAGUCGAAAGCAACUUCCAACUGGGUUCGUAUGACAAGUGCGUGAUGGCGCUCCGUGACAAACACAAGGAUGACAUACAAGUGGUCGCCGACAUCAUAUUCUCGCACAACCAGGUCGCCAAGAAGAACCUUCUGGUGACCCUACUAAUCGACCACCUCUGGUCAAACGAGCCCGGUCUGACCGACGAGCUGGCGGCCAUUUUGAACGAGCUGACGUCACUGCACCGCGCCGAGCACAGCCGCGUCGCUCUCAGGGCGCGACAAGUACUGAUCGCCGCGCAUCAGCCUGCCUACGAGCUCCGCCACAACCAAAUGGAGUCCAUCUUCCUGUCGGCUGUGGACAUGUACGGACAUGACUUCCACCCGGAGAACCUUCAGAAGUUGAUCCUCUCCGAGACCUCCAUAUUCGAUAUACUGCACGAUUUCUUCUAUCACACCAACCAGGCGGUAAUCAACGCCUCUCUAGAAGUGUACGUCCGCCGCGCCUACACCUCUUACGAGAUCCAAUGCCUCCAGCACCUGGACCUGUCGGGGGAGCUGAGCGUGGUCCACUUCCAGUUCGUCCUGCCGACCGGACACCCUAACAGAAUCCCGCUGAGCCAAUCAGAGAUCGAGCUGGCAUCGGCUCAGGACGCCGAGGGCAUACCGGCCGAGCUCUGCACGGCGGCCAUGAAGAAAUGCCACCACCGCACCGGGGCGUUGGCGGCGUUCGACUCUUUCGAACACUUCGCUCAGUAUGCUGAUGAGUUACUGGACUUGGUUAAUGACUUCGCGAGCACUGCCAGUGUGAGGAGAGAGGAUUUGCAAGCAUUGCAAGAUGGCAGCGAGAGCCGAGGCGACAGUACCAGCAUCAACGUCGGCAUGGAUUACAAGCCGAACGAUAUGGAGGAGGCGAACUUGGAGCCUAUCCAUAUCCUGAUGAUCGGAGUACGAGACAACGGCGAAAGCGACGACGUGCAAUUGGCUCGACGUUUCGGCGGCUUCUGUCGCGCGCAUCGGCAAGAACUACACCAGAAGCGGAUCAGGCGUGUCACCUUCAUGUCUCUCAUCAAACGUCAAUUCCCGAAAUUCUUCACGUACCGCGCCCGUAACGACUUCACCGAAGACACGAUCUACCGUCACCUGGAGCCGGCUUCAGCCUUCCAGCUGGAGCUGUACAGGAUGAGGAGUUACGAGCUGGAAGCCCUGCCCACCAGCAACCAGAAGAUGCAUCUAUACUUGGGCAAAGCCAAGGUGAAGAAGGGACAAGAGGUGACGGACUACCGGUUCUUCAUCCGCUCCAUCAUCCGACACCAGGAUCUGAUCACGAAGGAGGCCAGCUUCGAGUACCUGCAGAACGAGGGGGAGAGGGUACUAUUAGAAGCCAUGGAUGAGUUAGAGGUCGCUUUCUCGCACCCGUUAGCCAAGAGGACAGAUUGCAAUCACAUAUUCCUCAACUUUGGACCCACUGUCAUCAUGGACCCGUCCAAGAUUGAGGAAUCCGUUCUUGGCAUGGUGAUGCGCUACGGACCCCGGCUUUGGAAGCUCAGGGUUCUGCAGGCGGAGAUCCGUUUCACGCUCAGAAUAGGCCCUGGUGCCCCUACAAAGAAUGUGAGGCUGUGUCUGUCCAACGGGUCUGGCUACACCCUCGACGUGUACACGUAUGAAGAGGUUUCGGACCCCAGGACUGGUGUGAUAAUGUUCCAAUCGUUCGGAGCGCGCCAGGGCCCCAUGCACGGCCUGCCCAUCUCGACUCCCUACGUCACCAAGGACUAUCUGCAACAGAAGAGAUUUUUGGCAACGUCACAAGGCACGACGUACGUGUACGACCUGCCCGACAUGUUCAGACAGGUCGUCGAGAGGAGGUGGCGGGAAUGCAUCGAGGACGGGAGUGUUGAUGGACCGGCACCAGAUAAUGUGAUGGCAGCUGUGGAGCUGGUGGUCGAGCCCGAAGGCGAAAGAAGAGUCGUGGAGGUGACCAGGCUGCCUGGACAGAAUACCGUCGGCAUGGUGGCAUGGCGCUUAACCCUCUUCACGCCGGAGUGUCCCAAGGGUCGCGACAUCAUAGUCAUAGCGAACGACCUGACCUACUACAUGGGCUCGUUCGGACCUCAGGAGGACUGGGUGUACUAUAGGGCUUCGCAGUACGCUAGGGAGCUUAAGAUUCCUAGGCUAUACAUAAGUGUAAACUCCGGCGCUCGCAUCGGCGUCGCCGAAGAAGUCAAACAAGCCUUCAACGUUGCCUGGAUCGAUUCCGAGAGGCCGGAGCGAGGCUUCAAAUACCUAUACCUGACGACGGAGGCCUACAGCCGGCUAGGGCCUCUUGGUUCUGUCAAAACAGAGCUUAUUGACGACGAGGGCGAAACGAGAUAUAAAAUCACUGAUAUCAUUGGCAAAGAGGACGGUCUCGGUGUUGAAUGUCUUCGUGACGCGGGUCUCAUCGCCGGCGAGACCGCACAGGCUUACGAGGAUGUGGUCACGAUAUCAGUCGUCACGUGCCGCGCCAUCGGCAUCGGCGCCUACGUUGUCAGACUUGGCCACCGCGUCAUCCAAGUGGAGAACUCCUACAUAAUCCUCACCGGCUACGCGGCCUUGAACAAAGUGCUCGGCCGCGCCGUGUACGCCAGCAACAACCAGCUCGGAGGCAUACAGAUAAUGCACAACAACGGUGUGACGCAUGCUGUCGCGCCUACUGACUUGGACGCUGUCGCUACAGCGGUCAGGUGGCUGUCGUACGUGCCUAAGGAUAAACUAUCCAUGGUGCCAAUCAUGCGAGUCUCAGACCCGAUCGAGCGGCCCGUGGAAUGGAAGCCUCCCCGCGCCGCUCACGACCCGCGGUUGAUGCUCACUGGAGACGGCGCCCGCGCUGGGUUCUUCGAUGUAGGCACUUUUGAUGAGGUCAUGAAGCCGUGGGCGCAGACGGUUAUCGCCGGCCGCGCUCGUCUCGGCGGUAUCCCGGUGGGCGUGGUGGCCGUGGAGACGCGCACCGUGGAACUCACCCUGCCCGCCGACCCCGCCAACAAGGACUCUGAGUCCAGGACGCUGCAGCAGGCUGGCCAGGUUUGGUUCCCCGACUCCGCCUACAAGACUUCUCAGGCCAUCAAUGAUUUCUCUCGCGAGGGUCUGCCCAUCAUCAUCUUCGCCAACUGGCGUGGCUUCAGCGGAGGACAGAAGGACAUGUACGAGGAGAUCCUCAAGUUCGGCGCGGAGAUCGUGCGCGCGCUGCGCCGCGCCACCGCGCCCGUGCUCGUGUACAUCCCGCCGGGCGCCGAGCUGCGCGGCGGGGCGUGGGCCGUCGUCGACCCCAGCGUCAACAGCGCCCGCAUGGAGAUGUAUGCCGACCCGGAGGCUAGGGGUGGUGUAUUAGAAGCCGAAGGUAUCGUGGAGGUGAAGUUCAAACAGCGGGACACCCUCAAGGCCAUGCAGCGAUUAGACCCUGAGCUGCAGAGGCUCAGCGCCAGGAUAGCAGAACUAAAAGACCAAAUCGCCGAUCUAUCCAAGAGGUUCGACCGUCGCGGCUCCAUCGACGACGUACUCGUGCGGACGGAGGCCGGUCGCGAGGCCGAAAACAAGGCCCGGGAGCUCGAUACCGAGCUGCAGCAGUGCGAGAAGAACGCUACAAAGAGAGAGAAGGAACUACAGCCUAUAUACCACGAGAUCGCGGUACAGUUUGCUGAACUUCACGACACAGCGGAGAGGAUGUUAGAAAAGGGCUGUAUAUUUGACAUAAUUCCUUGGAAAGACUCUCGCCGCUUCCUGUACUGGCGUCUAAGGCGGCUGCUGCUGCAGAACCAGCAGGAGAGCCGCGUGCAGGCCGCGGCGCGCGCGGCCGCCGAGGACAUGGACCAGGGCGCCGCGGCCGCCACGCUGCGGCGCUGGUUCACCGAGGACCAGGGGGAGACCCAGUCCCACCAAUGGGAGCGCGACAACGAAGCGGUUUCCAAGUGGUUCGAGGCCCAAACGGCUGACGACAACUCCGUGCUCGAGAGGAAUAUGCGUGCCAUCAAACAGGACUCUGUCAUGAAUGCCGUCAACCACCUUGUUAUGGAACUCACGCCGUCCCAGCGAGCCGAGUUCAUCAGGAAACUAACGGCUUUAGAAAUGGAGCAGUAGAAUAAUUAUAACGGUAGAUAGAACAAAUUAUAUAAGCCAUAGGCGCCAUAUCACUCAACCCGCUCACUGCCCGGGGACCCAAAGCACUGAAAGUGUUAAUAUUAAAGUUAAAUGUGACGUCCCACGGGUAAAGGUACCUUAUGGCGGUUGGCGCUUACGCUAUUAUUAACGCCGCUCCAAUACUAUUGCGGUGCUAUGCGACGUAAGCGCCAGCCGUCAUAAGGCACCGUUUCCCGUGGAGAGUCACAAAUAACGUUAAAACGCUAAAUUAAUGUAUAGUAAGCUGCAGAUAUAACUGACCCCCUUGCAAACAAGUUUCUAUGCAAAUGGGGUUAGAUAUCUCUGCAGCUUACUGUAAGUCACUUAUUUUGUAUAAGGUUUGUUAUUUAUUAUUUUUAUAAUUAUGUGUUCAGUUGUAAAAAGCAAUAUUUAUUCUUUAAAAUGUUACCUUUUUGUUACAUUAUAAUGAUAGGAUAAAUGUGACGUCCCACGGGUAAAGGUACCUUAUGGCGGUUGGCGCUUACGCUAUUAUUAACGCCGCUCCAAUACUAUUGCGGCGCUAUGCGACGUAAGCGCCAGCCGCCAUAAGGAACUUUUUGCCGUGGUACGUCACAAAUAAUUGCAUGCAAUACUCAUGCAUUUUAUAGUACAUCUGUCCAUUACGCCACCCUGUGCUUUAAUAAGCCAAUUACGUAACUACGUCGAAAAUUUCAAGGACCAUAUGUACUGUAAAACGUUGUACCAUACGCGUGCGAAUAAGUAAUUCCUAUUUUUCGCAUUUGUAUCGUAAAUAACUAUUAUAACGGCUCAAAACAAAAUAGACCCUUUUACAAAUUCUGGUACACAAUUUCAGUAUAUAACUUUUGAUUGAAAUUUGAUUAAUUCUGUUUUCUAACUUGUAUGCACUGUAACUAAGUGUAGAUUUUUUAUUAGUUCUAGAUUUAGGUCCGUCCUAUUCAGACUUAAAGUCUUUAAAAAGGUGUUUUAAAGAUUAUUCUAAGAAACAACCGUUUACCAAUAAAAUGAAAUAAAAAACGGACACAGCGUUGAAUAUAAUAAAAACUACAGUAAGGGGUUUUUGGGUAAGAGGAGUAUAAACAAUAUUUUUAUGUUUAUCUAGUGUUGGUACGAACUCGAGUCCGUCGAGCCACAGAAUAAAUAAUAGUACUAGGUACAGAAGACUCACUAUCUAACAAAACGCGUCUGUUACGAUCAGGACAGAUAUGGCCGCUAGGUGGCGACAGCGCCACGCGCGGCCUAUGGCUAGCCACCACAAUUGGUGUGGGACGGAUGUACUUGUAGCUACCUGUAGCAAAGCGACGAAAUCGCGGAGUGAGCCACGCCUGGUCGAGUCUAAAUUUGAAGAACUUGUCUAGGUUUUACGAGACUUUCGAGUCUUUUCAAGUCCCGAGUCGAGUCUAUUUUAAGCUCUACUCAAAAGAAGUCGAGCCUCCGAAAAGACUCAGACAUUAGUUAGACUGUUAACAGUAUAUUAAACAAGCGUCAUUGUAUGAUUUGUGUACCUAAACUCAUGUCAUGAAUCAUGAUGUAAAGUUAGAGUUAUGAUUUUUUGACGUGAUAACGUCUUAUAAAUCGAUGAACACCGGUAGCAUGCAUGAAAAAGUGUCACGUUGUGGACAGAUCUCCAUGGUAACGUUGUGGACAGAUCUCCAUGGUAACGUUACGUAAUGUAAUGGUAAUGUUUUCUUAUGACGUUAUCACGCAAAAUUAUCGUCCGUAAACUGACUUUACAACAACCUUUUUUUGUUAAAUAAUUGAGAGUAGGUAUGUAUGUAUGUAUAAACUCUUAUUAUACAAAACGCAAACAUGGCACAGGAGAGGUAGUACAACGCCGAACUUAUCCCUUUAAGGGAUUUCUUCCAAUUAACCUGUUCUCUCAAAAAGAAAAAAGAGAAAAAGAAAAAGAGAGAGAGAGAGAGAAGGAAGUUCUCUGAAAAGGUCUCAAGUCUCAACAAAUGACUCGAGAGGUUCUCUAACAAGUUUAAAUUAACUCGAAUCGACACAAACUUAACUUUUUUUUUUAAGUUUUGACUUUAUUAUUACUCUGAUAAACUGAGUCGAGUCUCAAAGCAGACUCGAAGGACUCGAGUCUUAACCAACACUAUUAACCAAGGGUUAGUGUAGUGUAUAUAGAUAUGAACAAAAUACAUUAUCAUCUAUAUUGUACUGUUUAUCAUUAGUGAGGGUAUAAUCCAAAAAUAUUAUAUAAAUGUGAAGUUAUCUAUGAAAAGGGACCUUGUUGUCGAUGGCGCUUACGCCAUUAUUAACGAUGCUCCGAUGUAUUUAUAUACAAUGCCGCGCGACGCUGUGCGGCGUAAGCGCCAUCGACAAUAGGUCCCUUUUCACAGAUAAUGCCCCAAAUUUGUUUUAAUCUCACAUUCACCCUGUAGAAGGUACAAAAUUUACAUUCCUAUACAUUAAGCUUAGAAUAAAUUCAAAGUGGAAUAGUUACUGUCUUGGGUGAGACUUGAACUCACGGCCUCUGGAGUUCAAGUCUAACCUAUGACAGUAAUUUAUCCACUUAAAAUUUAUUCCAAGCUUAAUAACAUCGUUCGCAGACGUUUCUGCUUGUUAAAAAUUAAAUUCCUAUUCAUUAUUUAUAUUUCUUCUAGGCCUUUUUGUACAUAAAAGGUGCUAGUAUGUAAUCACAAUUUACCAAUUAAAAUGAACAAACAUUAUGUAUAAUUGAGUAUGUAUUUUUAUUUUAUAUUUUAUAUUUCUUUCCGGUUAAAGUGUGAUUCCGGCUCCCAUUUUGAGAAAAUGGGGUUCGCAAGUGUCAAAGAUUUGCAUAGAUGGCGCCAUCGUAGCUUGCCCCUUUUUCUAUGAGAUUUGGCUUAAAGGGGUGGCAUACAGGGCAUAAAAUUCCUUUAAAAAAAACAAAAAAAAUUACACAGUUCUAGGGAUUGACAGGGCAAGCUAUGCUGGCGCCAUCUGCUAAAUAGUUCGACCGGCCAACCCGAUUAGUAAUGAUUGUGGUAUGUUGUAAAGUGUAUUUGUAUAAUUCUCUUCGUUGUGAAGAGUACUAUGUAUGACAAUAUUUUAUAGGAAGCUCACUAUAGUUCGUUUUUUAGCACCAGAAAAAAAAGAAUAAACAAUCUUGACGUGUCUUUUUAUUGAAAAACACUUCUGAAAAAUAAGUCACGGCAAAUAUGUAACAAUUAUGAAUCAUACGAUUAUUUACAUUUUUUUGCUUUCAUAAGUAAUAGUUACUGAUUUUUAAAAAAGCGUUUUUCCAUUAAAAGACACGUGAAGAUCACGUCUUUUACUAAUGCAAAAAAAAACUAACUAUAAAAUGUACUGAAUUCAGUUCUAUCAGAAUAUUAAAUCACAAUAUUUAUGCAUCUAAGCACUAGCCAUGGCUUUUAUUACUGGGUGUUAAAGUCUACAUUUGCUAAAUUUUCACGUGAUAUGUCUCUGAUAAAACUGAAAAAUUGUGGCGUCCCACGGGUAAAGGUCCCUUAUGGCGGUUGGCGCUUACGACAGUACCUAACCUAUAGGAGCGUCGUUAACCCUUUACCGCAUAUAUGGCGGAUAUGAUAUUCAACUAUUUAGACCACUAUUAAAGUUCGAAUUUAAAUGGAUAUUUUAUUAUUACAUGCCGUAAGCGGUUAACAGCGUAAGCGCCAGCCGCCAUAAGGUCCCUUUUUACGUGGAACGUCACCAAUGAGCUUCUAACAUUUAUCAGGGUUCAGUUGUAGAAAUUGUUAACUUAUUAAUAUGUAGUUAGUAACUUAUUUGUUAUAAUAAUUUGGGGUCCAUUGCUAUAAUUAUAAGUAAUCUGUCUGGGUAUAUUCUAUUUCAAAAUAAUAAAAAAACGAUGGGCCUUUGGCGCAGGUUCAGUUAAAAAUAUGUCCCAUAGUUCUUAAUACGUUGACAUAAGAGCUAUGGGACAUAUUUUUGAACAUGACGAGUGGAUUCAUAUUUUUACACUUGUCCGUGCCUUAAAAGUGUACAUUUGCAUAAUAUCAUCUGUCCAUCAUGGUUUAUCAUUGCUAAAAUUAUGUAAAAAUAAUAUUAACUGAUAAAAAAUUAAUACCUACGUGAAAGAGGCUUUUUGCCAAUUCCUGAACCCUAUUUGAACGUAUAAGGACUUGUAAUCUUAUUCCUUUAAACCAGCAAUUCUUGUAUAUUUAUUUAUAUAUAUAUAUUUCGGGGAUCUCGGAAACGGCUCUAACGAUUUCGAUGAAAUUUGCUAUAUGGGGGUUUUCGGGGGCGAAAAUCGAUCUAGCUAGGUCUUAUCUCUGGGAAAACGCGCAUUUUUGAGUUUUUAUACGUUUUCCGAGCAAAGCUCGGUCUCCUAGAUAUUAGUGAAUUAAAUGCAUAGGUACAUGUAUAGUAAUUAUACUAUACAUGUAUCUAUUAAGAUGGCAUGUAAUUGUCGGUCGAGGCGAAGCCGGGGUCGACAAACAUGUGAUCUGAGGCUAUCUUAUUAUUCACUGGCCAAGGUGUGUAUACUAUCUUUCUGAAGGAGCCGGAAAUAGACCACUAAGUUUAGCGCAGAGGGCCGAAAUUCGACGCUUUCCGGCCGGAGGGUAGACAAAUAUUGACCUUACCUUCUAAGCAAUAAGAGUCUAAUUUGAAUGACAGGCUUUGUAAAUGAUGUACAUCUCGAAUAAUAGUUAUAAGAUGGGCAGUUGGUAUUCUGCAAUACGAAAUUAUCGUACAAUUAUAACACAUUCAUUGCCGCUAAGGGUUACGCUCGUAGCGCGUAUCCACGGUUUUGCCGUAUGUAGCGCGUAGUCGCUACGUACAGUGUACCCGACAGUUGGGUUCUUGGCCCUGAAUGUGUUAAGACAGUUUUGAAAUAGAAUAUGUGACGUCCCACGUGUAAAGGUACAUUAUGGCGGUUGGCGCUUACGCUAUUAUUAACGCCGCUCCAAUAUUAUUGCGGCGGUAUGCGACGUAAGCGCCAGCCCCCAUAAGCUACCUUUUGCCGUGGAACGUCACAUAUAAUCUUUAGUAAAUAUGUCGAUCGCACGAUGUCUAUAUGUUCGGACGUAUCGUGUAUCAUGCAAUAUAAUUGUUUUCGGUAUGGCGGUCUUCACAUUGAGGUGUGCGAGCGGUACGCUAUAUGGCGCUGUCUCGCUCGCACACCGCGACCGCGUAUAUCGCAUAUCGUGGGUAUGCUUGUAUAGGUGUUUGUUGGUUUAUAUGCAUGAAGUUUCCAAUAAAAGGCUGUUAAAAA
Cydia splendana is the source of this 12565-nucleotide messenger RNA. It is a transcript of the gene ACC, whose product is annotated as acetyl-CoA carboxylase. Bases 205 to 7359 code for a protein of 2384 amino acids. The record is from RefSeq and is a predicted model, not a curated record. NCBI's taxonomy places the organism in Eukaryota, Metazoa, Arthropoda, Insecta, Lepidoptera, Tortricidae. Gene Ontology annotation, cellular component: mitochondrion. The transcript has 52 exons. Gene Ontology annotation, molecular function: metal ion binding; acetyl-CoA carboxylase activity; ATP binding. Gene Ontology annotation, biological process: fatty acid biosynthetic process.